UCCGCGCAAACUCGGCGAGAAGGGCGACGAAGGGCGGAGGGAGGGGGAAGGCGGAGCCUGAGGGAGACGCGAAGUGCUACGGAAUGCUCCGUGCGCGCCUGAGGGCGGCCCGCCAGCCUCUGCGCAUGCGCCUGCUCUCUGGGGCGCACUGCAGCUGCGCGGCGCCGCCGAUAGUACAACUGCGCAUGUGCAGUUAGGCCCAAGCGUAAUGCUGCGCAUGCGAAUCUCCGGAGCGGGCGGCAUCUUUCCUGCGCAUGCGCAGCGCCCCUCACUCGGGGCUGCGGGCUCUCCGCGCGUGCGGGCUGCGCUCGCUCCCUCCCUCCCCUUCUCCUCAGUGCUUUCGCCACCAUUUUGUGUUGUGACCGCGCUUCGCACCGUUGUUUUCACCCCGUCGUUUUCAGUCGAAACAACGGCUCCAUGGCCGAGAGUCAAUCAGCGACCGGGCAGAGCGAGUACGUGUCCCUGAGCGGGUGCGGAACGCCGAGUUCCGAGCCCGAAACCCGUCGGCUGAGCGAGCUGCGCGUGAUCGAUCUGCGGGCGGAGCUGAAGCGCCGCAGUUUAGAUAGCGGUGGGAACAAGAGCGUCCUGACGGAGCGGCUGAGGAAGGCCAUCGAGGAGGAAGGAGGGAAUCCUGACGAAAUACCCGUGAUCUCUGAAAGCGCAAUGAAGAGAACCCCAAAAAGAAACAGCAAAGGACGUAGACCAGAUGAAGAGGGAGCUGAAGACAACGGCCUGGAAGAGGAUUCUGGAGACGGGCAGGAGGACCUUGAAUCAAGUUUGGAUAACUUGCAAGAUAUUGACAUGAUGGAUAUAAGCGUGUUAGAUGAAGCUGAAAUAGAUAAUGGCAAUGCUGUAGAUUGCGGAGAGGAUUACAGUGCUGAUCACAUUCUUGACUCACUGUCUGAUAGUAAAGAAAAUGCUGAUGCAGAAAUUAAAGAACUUCCAGAUCAGCCUACAGACUAUGCUGUAGGGAACUUGGAGGCAUCCCCACAAUUUUCAGAAAUUAAAGAAGAACCAAGAGAAAUAUCAGUAAUGAUGAUGGAGGUGGAAGACGUUGGAAACAGUUUUGAUGCCGCUUCAUCUGAAUUAAUUGAAAUAAAGGAAAUUGAAGAACUGCCUUUGGAGCCAGAAAAUGAGAAAAUACUCGAC
Molecule: messenger RNA, 1149 nt
Organism: Meleagris gallopavo (turkey)
Lineage: Eukaryota; Metazoa; Chordata; Aves; Galliformes; Phasianidae
Source: RefSeq, a predicted model, not a curated record